GGCGUAAUGACGUCAUUUCCGGCUUCACGCCUGUGACGCGCUUCAUUCAUGUCCAGCAACAGGAAGCGUGGCUAGCGUUCAAACUCCGCAGCUUAAAACAAACAAUCAUGAUUCCUAAUGCCAAUACCUGACAGUCAAUCCGAGUCAGAGUAGGGCAGAAUUGUUUUCAAAGGAUUUUACACCGCGAGUCUGACAACUGGACUCACUGCCCAACAAAGAACUGAACGUCGGACAGCAAGUCUGAGUCCUGAUGGAACACAACGAGGAGAGCGAAGAACUGAGUGAAGCGGAGGGGAAACAUCAUGUCAAAACUGGAGAAAAAUCUUUGAGUCGCUCACAGACUGAAAGUAAUUUAUUGAAAAGAACAGCAAAAAAAAAAUCUUUCGCGUGCCGUCAGUGCGGGAAGAGUUACGCAGUAAAAACAGUCCUUAGGGAACACAUGAAAAUCCACACUGGAGAGAAGCCGUACACAUGUGAUCAGUGUGAGAAGAGUUACAUAUUUAAAGCAACAUUUAGGGAACACCUGAAAAUCCACAGCGGGGAGAAGCCAUUCACGUGUGAUCAGUGUGGGAUGAGUUUCGGAAAAAAAGGAUCCCUUAAGGAACACAUGACAAUCCACACUGGAGAGAAGCCGCACACAUGUGAUCAGUGCGGGAAGAGUUUCAGAAAAUCAUGCACUUUAAAAAUACACCUGCGUUGUCAUUCUGGAGAAAGGCCGUUUACCUGUGAUCAGUGCGGAAAAACAUUUGUUAGGGCAGAUGCGCUGAAGGACCACAUUAAAGUUCACACAAAGGAGAAGCCUUACACGUGUCCUUUGUGUGGAAAGAGUUUCAGUCAGAUGAGUACCCUAAAUAUACACCAGAAAAGACACAACGGUGUGAAGGAUCACAUGUGCUUUGAUUGUGGGAACACUUUUGUUCGAGAUGCUGAACUAAAGCUGCACCAACUAACUCACUCUAGAGAAAAACCUUACAAGUGUUCACACUGCGACAAGAGAUUCAAAAGUUCAGCAUAUCGGAAAUCACAUGAGCGGAUCCACGCUGGAGUGAAACCUUACAAGUGUUCACACUGUGAGAAGACUUUCACUGAUUCGGCAUCUCUGAAAUCACACGAGAGGAUCCACACUGGAGUGAAACCGUAUCACUGCCCUCCGUGUGGGAAGAGUUUCACUCAUUCAUCUUCUCUAGGUUUUCAUUUAAGAAACAAAUGUUUGAAAUCAUCUUCGGAUACAUCUCAUUCAAAAUGCAACACUUUGUCCUCGCCAAACUAAGCAAUCAAAUCUAUCUCCUCUAUAUAAAUCUGCCCAAACCAGCCAUAACUGACGGGUCAAUGAAACAUUCAAAGUAAUUACUGUGAACAGAGUCCCUCUUUACCGAGAUCUACACGAGUUUCUCCUAAAUCAACAAUAUCUAAGAAGUUCUUGUAUAAAUGUUUACUUCAUGAUAAAAUAAAAUCAUGCUUUAUGAAGACUAAAAUGUCAUCUUUUUUUAAUAUUAAUGUAUUAUUAAUAUUAUGUAUCUGUAUCAAUAUGAUUGUAUUAAUAAUAUCUAUUUGUACUAUUAUUCUUUCUUAAUAUUCAUAAUAAGUUGUAUUAUCUUAAGCGAGUUUCAAAAGCAUGAAUUUAAAUGCAUGAUAAGACUAUAGAUAGCACGUCAGAGGGUGCAAACUAUAUUUUGCAUAUUAUAUAUAUAUAUUAUAUAUUUUGCAGAAUAUAUAUAACUAUAUUUUAUAUAUUUCUUUAAGUGGUGUGUACAAUGUAACGUUUCCACUGAUGCUUAGAUCUUAAUAUGGACGUGAAUCUUGACAUAUAUACGUUCUAAGUUAAGAAAGAAGCUCAAAGCCACAAGUUUUGUUACAUUACAAGGAAGCUGGAAGUUUCUCUGUGCUAUAUAAAACGCAUAGACUUGGCAUGAAUACAACAUCUUAAAGUUUCUCUUCUUCUUUCAUAAAAUCUUUCUUGGCAAGAUAACUGGUGUAAUUCCAAGUCUACACUUUAUUUAUGAUUUUUGUAUUUUGGUCUUAUUAUAUUUAAACGUUUUAUGAAAGCGAACAGGAGUGGAUUCUUCACCUUCCCUUUGCCACCUUAUUAUAUCCAUUUACUCCAAGUUUAAUCAGCAUUUAUUAAUCAGUUUUAUCUUUUACGCAGUGAUUCAAUAGACUGCAAUGUUUGUAGAAUGUGCUUCACAGAGCUGUAAAAUCUUUGCUUUUUAACUGCGGAUUACUGUGCGCAUAAAACCACGGUGGCGAGCAGGACGAGGCCGAGGGCCGUGAGAGAGCAGCACGAACAGUUGGCUACGUGUACAUAUUGAAGAGAAGAAAAUGGUUGGUGUUUGUGCUUUUCCCGAAAACAACGGGCCAUAUGAGAUUCUACACAGUUCAGCGCACUUGGAUUGGCGUUCGUAGAUCGACUGGUAGAGACUUUUUUUCAAAGAUGGCUUC
This is a messenger RNA of Pimephales promelas (fathead minnow), 2439 nucleotides long. NCBI's taxonomy places the organism in Eukaryota, Metazoa, Chordata, Actinopteri, Cypriniformes, Leuciscidae. The record is from RefSeq and is a predicted model, not a curated record.